AAUGUCUUCGGACCUUUCUUUCCUCUGGCAUUCUACCUCUUUCUACCCUCACUUUUUUUGCUUCUACUUUUUUACUUUUUCCAACUAUUUACAUAGCUCAAAUGUCUCUGAUGCUGCGAACUCGCUGGAAUCCAUUUUCCAGUUCCAGCUGCUUGGAGGACAAAGCUGAGUCUUCGCUUGUUCAUCGCGCUAAGGGAUGAUAUACUCUCAUCAUGAUACUCUCUACCUAGUCCUUGAGUAGAAGUAUUACUUUUUUUUCAAUUUUUUUUCCUCCAAAGGUUUCAUAGACCCUUAUACCAUAUCCAGCGCAUAGCCAUGGAUCCUUCCAGCGUCAGCACAGCCGAGACGGCUCUCUCGCAAGCCGUAUCGACUAUUGCGAAUAGCUCUACAACUGCUGUUGUCUCGGCUCUCUCGAGAGUAAACGAUGUCGCAGAUACUCAAAGCUCUUCUUCGUGGCUUGGGCUCAUCGCCAGACUCGUUCUUUUCGUACUUCACAUUCUCUCGACAAUACUAUACUGGGGCCUUAAGCUCACGACAAUAUCUAUGCCCACGAUACUGUUCACGUUGUUCUCCACAAGUUGGACGGUAACGAUGAACGCCACGACUUUGGCGUUGAUAUUGCUACUGAUGUUCUCUGCGGUUACUUGGGUUGUGAGAUAUAGGUACUUGAAUAUGUAUUCACGCCUACCUCCAGAACCGCAGCGUAAAGAGCCCGAUUUGGAUAUUUUCCCCGAGGGUCACGAAGAAGGUGCUAAACCUGGUCUUACCAACUAUCUCGACGAGUUUCUUAGUGCCAUUAAGAUAUUUGGAUAUCUCGAGCGUCCUGUGUUCCAUGAGUUGACCAGGAGUAUGCAAACUAGGAAGCUAAUCGCUGGUGAGACGCUGAAUUUGGAAGAAGAAAAGGGCUUCUGCCUCGUCGUGGACGGACUGGUUGAGAUUUUUGUCAAGUCUUCCAACCUUAAUCAAACCCGGCCCACUGGACUCGACGAAAGCUCGACGCAAUCUUUCUCGGAAGACGAGCAAUCCAUUCCAGGUCAGCAGCGAUAUCAGUUACUGACUGAGGUGCGAAACGGCAAUCCCAUGUCAUCUCUCUUCUCAAUCAUGUCUUUAUUUACGGAAGAUGUGAAGCUCAAGAUACCAUCCGAAGAGAACCUAGAGCCCAAUGAUACCAACGGCGGCUCUCAUCAUCAGCAGUUAGCUAGUGGUAGCUUUCCAGAUCAGCACGAUAUGUCGGCUUUUCUCACUAAAACCUCGGACCUUGACCCAACUCAUAGUGGGCCAGCCCAAUCCGAUGAGUCUCGGCUCACGAGUCCAUCUUCUCCUACUCAAGCUAGGCUGCCGAAAAUUCCUCCCAUUUCCUUAGACGAGCCGCAUAAAAGCCACACUCGUCCUUCCGUGAAACGGACAGCCACAUCUGUUCAUCCCGACAUCAUUGGGAGGGCGACAGUCGACACAACUAUUGCGAUUAUACCUGCUAGCGCGUUCCGUCGGUUGAUUAGAGUUUAUCCUAAAGCGACUGCUCACAUCGUUCAAGUCAUCUUGUCCAGGUUCCAGCGUGUUACCCUUGCCACGGCAUACAACUAUCUCGGGUUAACUAACGAGGUUCUUCACACGGAAAAAAAGAUGAUCAACUAUGCAACUUGCCAACUGCCGAACAUCCUUCGCGGCGAUGCUCUAGAUCGCUUAAAGGAGAAGUUUAAGCAGGAAAGAGAAAGAGCCGGUGAAGAGGAAACUGGCAAGGGGAUUGCUUUACACAAUCCAUCGACCACGGCCCGUCGACGUAGGUCUUCGACAGGGCUCCGUAAAGAGGCAGUCUUGCAAGCAAUGAGUCGUGCCAGACCUCGAUCUGUAGUGGCAUCUACGAUUGCACCGCCACAAGAACGACUCUCCAUCCAUACUCCUAGUCCUGGGGACUUACUGGCCAAUGUACAGAUAGCCCGCAGUGGGGGGACAGGGUCAAAUGGCACUUUGGAAAUACCUAUAGCAGAAUCCUUCCAGUCAUCAGAUACCUUUCCGAGAAAUGACGUAAGCCCUCUUGCUCUGCGUACCUUUAACCCUUUCGCUACCCAGAAAAGAGCCCGUCUCUCAAUUGAUCCUCGCGAAUCAGUGGAUGAAGACAACCUAUUCCGAGUGUCUAUACUUGAAUGUGUCUUUAAAGCCAUGGGUAUGAGCAGCAGUGGCUCCUCAUCCAGAGGACCCGAAUCUGCGGAAGGAUCUCCUAAGCUUAUCUCAUACGAUCAAAGGAGACAGAAAGCUGUGUUCAGUAAUAAUGCGUUCGGGUUUAUGGAUCCUUUUGAUGGUUAUACCGACUGGGAUGCUGAGUCAAUGACUUCUGGUGGCAUUUCAUCGACUGGCACGCCUAAUGCACAACUUCUUGCGGCUGAUAUGAAGCAUGAAGUAGAAAUUGUCUUCUUCCGGCAGGGAUCUGUAUUAGUCGAGCAAGGGGAACGAAGCCCAGGACUUUACUAUGUUAUCGAUGGAUUCCUCGAUAUAUGUGUCCCUUCAGAGGACUCGGGCAGCAGUAUUCUCAGUUCCUCAAGCAGAACAUCAACGACGGCAAUGCACAGGGCGGAGUCUGAUGAAGCUGCUCGACACCCGUUAUCAUUCAGCUCAACCAAGCCAUCUGACAACAGAAGCACGUCUGAUGCGAAACGGGGUACGAAACCGGAACGCCGUCGAGUAGGACUUGUAAAGCCUGGCGGUCUUGCCGGUUACAUUGGCACGGUCUCAUCUUUCAGAUCCUUCAUCGACGUGGUUGCGAAAACGGACGUAUACGUUGGCUUCAUCCCACGAGCGACAUUGGAGAAGAUCGUAGAAAAAUAUCCAAUUGUGCUCCUGACCAUGGCGAAGAGGCUGACUUAUCUACUCCCACGGCUUAUCUUACAUAUUGAUUUCGCCCUUGAAUGGGUUCAGGUUAAUGCCGGGCAAGUCUUGUUCCACAAAGACGAGGAAAGCGAGGCGAUAUAUAUUGUCCUGAAUGGAAGGUUACGACUAGUAGAAGACCGAAAAGAUGGUGGGAUGAAUGUCCGCGCGGAAUUUGGCCAAGGCGACAGUGUCGGCGAAUUAGAGGUCAUGACUGAAUCUACUCGUUCUGGAACUCUGCACGCCAUUCGAGCGACUGAGCUUGUCAAAUUUCCGCGCACCUUGUUCAACAGCCUUGCCCAAGAGCAUCCUAGCAUUACGAUCAAGAUCUCUAAGAUCAUUGCCUCUCGAAUGCGGUUAUUGGUUGAUGACCCAACGAUUCCUUCCGGAAAGGAAGGGAUAUCUGGCACAUCUAUAAAUAAGAGCUCGUCAACCUUAAACAUCAGGACCGUCGCUAUCCUUCCAGUUAGGGCAGGUAUUCCAGUUGUUGAAUUUGGCAACCGCCUGAUGAAUGCCUUGACACAAGUCGGCACGCCCAAUGGUGCAACUUCACUGAACCAAGCCGCAAUUCUCAGCCAUCUCGGAAAACAUGCCUUCAACAAAAUGGGGAAGCUGAAGCUAGCCCAUUAUCUUGCCGAUCUUGAGGAGAAGUAUGGACUAGUUGUUUACGUUGCAGAUACAAGUGUGACAGCACCUUGGACCCAGACCUGUAUUACACAGGCAGACUGCAUUUUGCUUGUUGGCCUAGCUGAAGGAUCCCCUGAGAUUGGCGAAUACGAACGAUUUAUGCUUGGUAUGAAGUCAACCGCCCGUAAAACACUAAUUCUCCUUCAUACUGAGCGCUAUUCGCCCCCUGGCCUGACAAGAGCCUGGUUAAGAAAUCGUGUCUGGAUUAAUGGCGGACAUCACCAUCUACAAAUGGUUUUUGAGUCAAAUCCCGUUGCGGCACAUCCGCCCUCCAGGAAAGCCGGGCCGACCUUGAAGGAGAGAGUGCAAAUUCUACAGGCUGAAAUACAUAAGUAUACAGUCCAGAAGAUACGGCAGAGACCCUACUACUCGCCUGAUGCCCCUUAUAAAGGUGACUUCCAAAGACUCGCCCGAAGACUCUGUGGCAAGUCUAUUGGCCUUGUCCUCGGCGGAGGUGGAGCCAGGGGUAUUGCUCACGUUGGUAUCAUCAAGGCGAUGGAAGAGGCUGGUAUCCCUGUUGACAUAGUCGGUGGCACGUCGAUCGGCUCGUUCAUUGGCGCCCUCUAUGCGCGUCACGCCGACGUGGUUCCUAUGUUUGGUCUAGCAAAAAAGUUUGCUGGGAGGAUGGGAAGCAUCUGGCGUUUUGCGUUUGAUCUCACGUAUCCGUCUGUGGCGUACACAACCGGUCAUGAGUUCAAUCGCGGUAUUUUCAAAACUUUUGGAAAACACCAGAUUGAAGACUUCUGGCUGGAAUACUACUGCAAUACGGUAAACAUUAGCAAAAGUAGGCAGGAGUUCCAUACCAGUGGAUACGCUUGGCGAUAUGUACGAGCGUCGAUGUCUUUGGCCGGUCUAUUUCCACCUCUGUGUGACGAGGGUAGUAUGUUAUUGGACGGUGGUUACAUCGACAACCUCACCGUAUCUCAUAUGAAGUCCCUUGGCGUCUCCGUUAUAUUUGCUGUUGAUGUGGGGGCUAUAGAUGACGAUACGCCUCAGUGCUACGGCGACUCUCUCUCGGGGUUUUGGGCCUUCUGCAAUCGAUGGAAUCCAUUUUCGAGCAUUCCGAAUCCCCCUACACUGGCAGAGAUCCAAGCCCGAUUGGCGUACGUAUCAAGCGUAGACGCUCUAGAGCGUGCCAAGACGACGCCGGGGUGUUUCUACAUGCGUCCGCCGAUCGAUGGAUAUGGGACUUUAGAAUUCGGGAAGUUUGACGAAAUCUAUGAUGUGGGGUAUAAAUUCGGCAAGCAAUACCUUGACCGCUUAAAGGACGAGGGCGUGCUUCCUCUAGUGGAGGAAACUGAGGAGAAGAAGGCAUUACGCAGGACGAUGGCGCCUCGACGUGCGAGUAUUUGAAAAUUUAGCGUCGUCGUUAUAUAUACCCAGUCAUAACCUGAGAAUUGAGGCAAGAGUUGCGAAGUGAAUAUAAAAGCCUUGAAAUAUCAAAGCGUACCUAGUUUACAACGAUCCAAAGUGAUGAGGCCCAAGCAUAUUUAAAUAUAUAUAGCGUAAGAUGCAGAAUUUCCUAGGGAGACUAUGAGCUGGCCGGGCUUGAAGGAGUACUUAAGGUAGGUAGGUAUUCCCUGUAUCAUGGGGUAGUCGUGUUAUGGUACAUCCCGGUGGCCAUUUUCUCUCUCUUUCAGGCUAUAUAAAAUCAUUGUCAAGAUCAUCCCCAGAUAUCUUCACCUGAAGGCCUACCUACCCCGCACGCAAAUCGCUUGCAGCCAAAUCGUUACUCCAGAUAAUAUGAAGAUUGUAUAUCACUACCUAUUUGGACAUUCGGGGGGCCUGCGGAUGUUCAACGUGGUGGUGAGAGCGUCGGUCUCAAACAUAAAGGGUCACUUA
Molecule: messenger RNA, 5391 nt
Organism: Daldinia caldariorum
Lineage: Eukaryota; Fungi; Ascomycota; Sordariomycetes; Xylariales; Hypoxylaceae
Product: lysophospholipase NTE1
Exons: 3
Coding region: 316-4902 (1528 amino acids)
Biological process (GO): phosphatidylcholine metabolic process
Cellular component (GO): endoplasmic reticulum
Molecular function (GO): phosphatidylcholine lysophospholipase A1 activity
Source: RefSeq, a predicted model, not a curated record